AAGUGAAGUGGUUUGAGCGGUCACUAGCGUGCGCCCAGUAUGUGUGCGACCGAACGGUGCUCCGAGCAGUCCGAAACCGAUCCGCGCCCGCGACAGAUCCGCGACAAUCAAAGCUAAGCUCUCGAGGUCCUGCGCCACCGCAAUCAACUCGCGCAAAUGGCACGCCACCGUCGGUACGAUGAUACGAGGGUGUGCCACAUCGAGAUCAGUGAGCCGGGGGCGGCUACCAGCGCCACCCAGGACAACAGCUACGGAAAUGGGGGGCUGUCCGACGAGGACAAAAUCGAGGUGCUGCGCGACGGUGACGACGGUGCGACGAUCCUGCCCGACGGUGACGCGUGUGCGAUGGACGAGGACCGCUUCCAGUCACGGGCACCACCCAACGGCACCCACCGGGUGGAGGGUGGCAAUGAAAGCUUUUCGCAGAGCUUCCGGCGGUGGUCGAGCAACUUUGGGCGCAGCGUGAAAAACAACAAGCGCACGGUGUACAACAAAACGAUCCGCCUGAUGCCGUCGCGCAUCCAGAAGACUCUCUCGAUCGAUGGCGAUCUCAUCACGACGGCCGGGUCGGACGUGGACCACAUCACGAUGGAGCUCGAGCAACGCGAGCAGCUGAUGGACGACAACCCGAUCGCCGAGCAGCUGCGCAUCGAGGCGAUCAAAUCGAUCGCGCAGCGAAUCGCCACCAAGCGCCUCAUAAGGGCGCAGCUCUCGCAGACGGUUAACCGGCGGGCGACCCGCGCCAAGUCGAUCGGUUUGCUGCGCUGCUACCGCUACCGGGGCAAGGUGAUCGCGGCCCGGGCCACCAAGCUGCUGCACAGCUUCGUCACCAACUUCGAGCUGUUCUACGGCAGCAUGAAGCAGAUCGAGGGCCACUUCGGUAGCCGCAUCAGUGCGUACUUCAAGUUUCUCCGCUGGCUGCUGGUGCUCAACCUGACGCUGCUGCUGCUGGUCGGCUCGUUCGUCACCUUCCCGCAGCUACUGGCCGGGCCAACCGACACCCGGCAGCCGCCACUGCUGAACGCCAGGGACCACUUCCACCUGGCCGAUCUGUUUACGGGCGAGGGCUACUUCACGAACUCGGUGCUGUACUACGGUUCGUACAGCAACCAUUCGUUCAGCCUGGUACCCGGCACGGCCGAGUACAGUUUGCCGCACGCCUACUUCUUGACCAUCACGCUGCUAACGCUGGCCACGUUCGUGGUCGUCUCGAUCAGCAUGGGCCGCUCGUACCGCAUCAGCUUCAUCGAGGCGAGCGCCACCGUCCAGAACAUCCUCACGCACAAGGUGUUCUGCGGGUGGGACUACGGGAUCGCGAACGCGAAAGCGGCACGGCUCAAGCACGCCACCAUCCGGCAGGAGUUACGCGAGCACCUGGCCCAACGAGCCCGUUCGCCGACCGUGGCCGGUCGCUGGCAGCACGUGCGCAGCACAGCGAUACACGCGCUCGCCCACGCAACCGUCCUGGUGCUCAUUGCUGGUGUGGCCGCCUGCCUCUGGGCGCUGCUGGUGACCUGCGGUGAAACGCCCCACUUUGCGGCCUGGUCCGCGCUGUACGUAUCGCUCGUCGCCAACGUCACGAUGGUGGCCGGACGGUACGGGUUCCGGGUGCUCGGUCGCCUCGAGCAGUACCGCCAGCUCGCGACACAGCUCAACAUCCAGCUGCUGCGCACGUUUCUGCUGCAGCUCACGAUCAUCGGCGUGCUGGUGGUGUACUGGUUGGCGCGCACGCACGCCGCAACCGGCUGCUGGGAGACGGCCGUCGGCCAAGAGCUGUACCGGCUGGUCGUGGUGGACUUUCUGCUCUCGACCGUGCUGCUGCCGGUGGCGCGCAUCGCGCGGUACGCGUUGCAUCGCCGCUACGGCGCGGCUCUGGGACCGCCCCCGUUCUGCCUCGAGUCGCAUAGCUUGGGCCUGAUCUACAACCAGACGCUGCUCUGGUUCGGACUGCUCUUCGCCCCGAUGCUCGUGCCCGUCGUCGCCGUCAAGUUUCUGCUCGUGUUCUACGUUAACAAGUUCGAGCUGAUUUACCUCUGCCAGCCACCGACGAAGCUGUGGCGCUCGAGUCAAACGCAAACCAUCUUCCUGGUGCUGGUGUUCGUGUCGCUGUUCGCGGUGCUGCUCACGCACGGGUACAUCAUCACGCAGGUGCCCGUCAGCGAAACGUGCGGUCCGUUCCGUGGAACGCAGUACAUGUACCAGCUGUUCAUGCAGGGCAUCCUGAAGCUGCGCGAGGAACACCUGUUCUGGCGCGCUUUCGUGUACGUCACCAAGCCCGCCAUCAUCGGCGGUGUGCUGCUUGCGAUGAGCGUGGUCGCGUACUACCUGCGCGCUAAAUCGCGUGCCCAAAUCGCCAAGGUCAAGCUGCUCAAGGAGCUGUUGUGCAUGGAGGCGAAGGAUAAAGAGUUUUUGCUGGCAAACCUCAGCAGGAUCGCGCGCGGCAAGGAGUGCGCCGGUGAAACCGAGCGGUCCGACGGGUGUCGGCGUACGGUGGGAGAAAUGGACGAGUAUGAGACCGAUCCAAGCGGCACCUGGUGCUACGAACCCGAGCCGGCCCCCUUGCCUAUCGCCGGUCCGAGAGCGAGGAACGCACCGAGAAGCUGCGCAUGAGAAACCAGCCAGGAGACCGACAAUGAGCGACAGUGAGCCCGUGAGCCCCAUUUAGCCAUGUCCCACAUUAUUACUCCAACCAUUUACUCAACAAAGUUCAACGAUAACUUAUAAUAACCAGUAUAGCAAAUGAGGCCACAUCGACGGCCACAUACUCUCGAUACCCACCCGCCGGGGAUCCAGAGCCUAGUGGGUUGCGAAGAUUAGUGCCUUCUUUGUCGCAUCUUCAAACGCACCCAACACACAGAGCUUUGAUAUGACCGGUUAUCGUCAUGCACGAAUGAAACCCAAACUGCACAGUGAGGCAAACAAUGUGCCUACGUCAGUAACAAAGUUUUAUAAAAAUCGGAUGAACUCUGUCACUUUUAUGUAACUUCGUUGACUGGUCCGCAUUUGGUACCGCGCAAUUCACAAUUGACGUUGACCGUAAAACGAGCUGUUCCCGUAGGCUUUUAACUGAAUGUUUAACGAUGGUAACAGUGUGUAGCACAUUUAACGAAAAUUCAAUCUAAACCGUGUGUAUGAUUUAAUACACUGAAAUUGUUAUGAACCAACAACUACUGACCUGGCCGCAAGCAUACGAAAAAGUCAGAAGUCAAAGCGUUUCGAAUCAUUACCUAGUCUCUAUCUUCUCUAGUCUUGUUGUUAUCAGUUUUGUUUUUGUCUCACUAUUAUGUUAUUUAUGUUUACUGUUGUGUACUGUUUUCUAAAUAUACCGGCUGGUCGUUAAUUGUACAAUGUAACAAAAAAAAAUUUCGAAGGUAGUGUGCAAAGUUUCCCUGCUUUAAAAGACGGAGUCGGGCGUUUUAUGUACUUAACUCAACAAAUUCGACAAUCCUCGUUGUGCUAAAUUCAUUGUUUUAUUUUAAUUCACCAAGCCGUAGAAAUUUUAGCGAUGCUCACAGUAUUCGGUCCACGGCCAGGGGUAGACCCAGCGGGACUGCAAUCGCUCAACGCUUUCAAAACAAUCUUCCUAACUUCCUUCAUAUUAUUCUUCGUUCGAGGCUAGCAAAUAUUAGCAUCGUUAUUAGCUCAUAGAGUGUAUCACAAGUAAUGUAAAACUGGCAAACGUCAACCGAUUUUUAUAAAGCUUAGCUGCUGGGCAGACGCGACGAAAUUGGAGCGGUUACUGAAAUAUGAGCUCUUUGGUACCGGUGCAAUUUUUUGUGGAUCGGCUACGGCAGAAGCGAUGCUGUGGCGAUUUGUGAGUUAUGUUAUGUUCCAAUAUAAACAUUAUGCUUAUCU
Anopheles bellator is the source of this 3855-nucleotide messenger RNA. RefSeq names its product transmembrane channel-like protein 1. Gene Ontology annotation, cellular component: plasma membrane. Bases 157 to 2610 code for a protein of 817 amino acids. The record is from RefSeq and is a predicted model, not a curated record. Gene Ontology annotation, molecular function: mechanosensitive monoatomic ion channel activity. The transcript has 5 exons. Lineage: Eukaryota; Metazoa; Arthropoda; Insecta; Diptera; Culicidae.